CAUGCCAUCUAUUUGCUGUGCUGUGGGCUGCAAUAACAGCAAGUCAAAUAAAGAUGGACACACAUUUUAUAACAUUCCCAAGAACAAAGAGAGGAGACAGAAAUGGAUAGCUGCAAUUAAAAGGGAUCAAUGGACGCCAACAGAACACUCCAGGCUGUGCAAUGAGCAUUUUAUUACGGGUCAGAAGAGUGAGAAUCCUUUACACCCAGACUAUGUGCCCAGUUUGUUUGCUUAUCUCAAACCUGGGGAAAGGCAAAGAAAAAUAAACAGCUACAGCAAAUUUGAGCAAACUCAAGCUGUCAAAAGAAAGAGAAGUCUGACUAAGGAUCUUGGAGUGGUGGCACCCAGAGAGAACAGCAGUCCGGUUGAUGACGAUGGAGAUACCUCGGCUCAGGAGGGUAGAGAUCAUGCUGAUCACAGUUACUGUCAAGAAGACACUGUGUAUGCUGAGAGCGGUGAAGCAUGCUCUAAUGAAGCCUGCCAAACAAUGGUGAGAAGACUGACCGAAGACUGUAAUGCACUGAGGUUAGAGGUGUAUCAUCUUAGGGAAAUGCAGCGGUAGAUGAUGACGAUGACCACAGCAAGGACCAGGAGGAUGCUCACAACAGCUCCUGAAAUCAUGCCAACCAUGGAAGGAGGAAUAAUCCGAAGUUCCAAAAAGCACUCCUCGAUUCCAACCCGGUUCCUGGCAAUGCAGUGCAGCAUCAAGCGGAAGGGGUGCAUGCAUGCUAGAGGUUUUGAGGAAGAAAUUCAGGAGUCAAUCAGUGGAAGAAAUGUCAGUGCAUGUUCUGGUGCGACCAGUUCCCCCAAAUGAGGUACCCAUUGGCCGCCAAAAUGUUCAAGAAACUGAAGAAAAUGGAGGGUCCUGCAGACACUGCAAGAAUCGUCAUGCAGCGGAUUGAGGAAGCACAGACUAGGACAGCCAAAUCCCGCCAGGUGAAGCAGACCCAAAAGAAGCUGGAGAAAAAUAUUGGGUUGUCUCUGGCUAAUCCCAAUAACCAGCUAGAUAACUCCCAGAACAUGGAAGAGGUACCCACAACAUCUGAGGAAUCAAAGGACCAAAAGAUGUAUGCUGAACUCAAACCAUGUUCUUUAGAGGAUGAAUUGGAUGAGGAGACAGCAGAUGAGGGUGACCGGUUCUCUCAGAUCAUGCCACCUUACCAGCAGCCCAAGUCCCAGGUAUUCCAUACGGUCGAGAGUGACAGCGACCCAGAGAUGGAUGAACUUGAGAACAUUCUGAUAAAUACAGAUUUCUCCCAGCUGCUGGAAAAAAGGAAAAGUCCUCCUCAGCCCCUCCCAAUACAGCAAAAGAAAAAGAUCCCUCAGAAGGCUCGCAGGAUUCAGAAAACAAAAGAGAAGAAUAGAAAGAGCAAGAGCAAGACAGGACACAAGAAAAAGAAUAGGAAGAAAGUUACAGUGACAAAGAAACUCCACUCUGGCAAACUGCUUCCUGCCAGAACUUCUACAAAGUGUCGUAGGAGAAGUUUGUGCUUUUCGCCAGAAUUCCUAGCCAUGCUCAGACUGACCUUCCAAUUUGACAUCCAGAAAAAGGGUUCACGCCUAAAAAAGACCCUAAAGCUUGCCAAAAAAAAAAGCCAUUCUUGAGGCCUUGAUAGAGGCUGAGAGGGCUGCUUCCACCUCAGGUCCCAGCGUGCCACCACCAUCAGGGAAUGCUUCCUCGGGUCCCAGCGUGCCACCACCAUCAGACCAAAACAUUGAAAACCUGCAAAAUCAACUAAAUGCGAUGAAGCAAGAGGUCAAAAUGUUAUGGAAAGAGGUGAAGUACCUCAAGGCCCGUGCUAAGGAUAAAGGUUUGCAGUCUGCUCCUUCCUCACCUCUGCCUCAGCCCUCCUCACCACCACGUUCUCCAUCAGAGCAUUCCACACCACUCCCUCCUCCUUCCCCAUCUGUGCCUGUGGAUCAAUCUCCACUCCCUCCUCUGAUCUCUCCACUGGCCUCUCCCAGCAUGACGAAGCCUUCAACACCUGGGGGGGGGACAUCAACAAGAGCUUCAAUUUCCUAAAUGAUAUCCACAAACUAAAUAGAUACCUUACAAGUCUGAAUGGCAGACUGAAGCCAACCAGUCAGGUGCAUAUGAUUUUGGACAUUGAGGCCUUCUUGAGAUUCAUGAAACUCCAUAGCUCUAGGCUCACUCCCAAAAAAAUUGCCUGCCUAAUGGAAAAGUUGUCUUUGUGGAAAAAAUGCUUAGGGCCCCGAGUUGUCAUUCAAAGACAGGAGUUCCGAAGAGUUGCUGAUAAAAGAGCGAAAAUCAUACCUCCUGAACAACUGCUGGCCUUCAUUCAACAAACCAAUGCCUUAUUGCCUGAAAAUCUGAAGGACCUAAAAGACAAUCCAGCCGAUCCAUCUCGGCUGCAUCGCGUUGUAGGUCUGUUGGUGGGGGGCAUGGUGGCAACAACAGGCCACAGAAAGUGCAUCUUCCUGGGCAUGACGGUAGGGGAUGUCGAAAAGGCAGAGGCCUACAAGGGCAGUUUUACCAUUACGGUACCCUUGCACAAAACCGUAAAGACAUUUGGGGCUGCCAAGGUCUGCAUUGGCAAAGAUCUAUUCAAGAAUCUCAAGGACUUUUCCACAUUGAGACCCAGCCUCCGUGGCUAUGACAAAGCAGAAACAUUAUUUUUCAAUUCAACAGGCCAUGAAAUGACACGAAUGGGAGUGUUUGUGGGUCGUAUGUGGGGGGAAUGCGGACUUCCAGGCACUCCAACAUUAAAGGAUAUACGGAUAGCCAUUUCAACCCAUGUAUGUUCCUAUCAACUUUACCAAAAAGCUGUUAAAAACAUUUUCUAUAUCCAUAAAGCUCUCUCUCUCUUUCU
Alosa sapidissima (American shad) is the source of this 2831-nucleotide messenger RNA. Its product is annotated as THAP domain-containing protein 1-like. Bases 784 to 1605 code for a protein of 273 amino acids. The transcript is spliced from 13 exons. The record is from RefSeq and is a predicted model, not a curated record. NCBI's taxonomy places the organism in Eukaryota, Metazoa, Chordata, Actinopteri, Clupeiformes, Clupeidae.